Ilex paraguariensis (yerba mate) is the source of this 315-nucleotide messenger RNA. Lineage: Eukaryota; Viridiplantae; Streptophyta; Magnoliopsida; Aquifoliales; Aquifoliaceae. The record is from the annotation of a GenBank genome assembly.
AUGGGGCAAUUUCAGAAUCUUUGUGGUUCUCUUCUCUUUCUUGCUCUUCUGAUCAUCUCUUCUUCACAUUUGAUCAUUGCAACACCUUUAUAUUACACAAUGGCCAACUUAUUGACCUCCUGGACCAACAAUCCCACGCCUAUGAAUUCCUCAGAUGAUAUCACAUUUAGAACUGUUCUUCAUGCAGGAGCAGGAAGCUCUAACCCACAAUUUUUCUGUGGCUUCUAUUGCAACAAUAGUAUUGGUAAUAGUAGACCCCCACAAGUAGUCUGGUGGCGAAUCGAGACAAUCCUGUCAAGAUUAAUGCAACAGUGA